AUGGAUGCCUUCUCGGGGUACAACCAAAUCCUAAUGCAUCCGGAUGAUCGGGAAAAGACUUUGUUCAUCACAGAUCGAGGAAUCUACUGCUAUAAGGUCAUGCCGUUCGGUCUCAAGAACGCGGGAGCCACGUAUCAAAGACUCGUGAACCGCAUGUUCGCCAGUCAGCUCGGAAAAACGAUGGAAGUAUACAUUGAUGACAUGCUGGUUAAAUCCCUGCAUGCUAAGGACCACGUAUCUCACUUAUCAACGUGUUUCGACAUUUUGAACGAGUACGGGAUGAAACUCAACCCCGCCAAAUGCACCUUCGGCGUAACGGCGGGCGAGUUCCUGGGUUACAUCGUCACCGAGCGCGGCAUCGAGGCUAACCCAAAGCAGAUAUCCGCAGUUCUAGACCUACCUUCCCCGACUUCAAAAAGGGAAGUGCAAAAACUCACAGGCCGAAUCGCCGCUCUGAACAGAUUUAUCUCCAGAUCGACGGAUAAGUGUCUGCCUUUCUACCAGUUGUUGCGAGGUAACAAGCAUCAUACCUGGAGUGCCGAGUGCGAAGAUGCUUUCAAGCAGCUGAAAACAUAUCUCUCGACUCCCCCCAUCCUAGCUAAACCCGAGAAUGGCGAGAUGCUGUUCUUAUAUAUCGCUAUUUCCGCUUUUAGCGUGGUGACUUCUGCUCGGAAACUUCGGCCAUAUUUUCAGUCCCAUUCAAUCACAGUCUUAACCGACCAGCCGCUCCGAACCAUUCUACACAGUCCAAGCCAAUCAGGUCACCUCGCGAAAUGGGCCGUCGAGCUAAGCGAGUACGAUAUAGAAUACAAGAACCGAACUAGCGCGAAAUCCCAAGUACUCGCCGAUUUCCUGAUCGAGCUCCCAAAAGAGUUCGUUGUCGAACAGCAGCCCCCCGAGCUAUGGAUUCUACAUGUCGAUGGAUCGUCAUCGCACCGGGGAUCAGGUGUCGGAAUCCGCCUAAAGUCUCCAAGCGGCGAGAUCCUCAAACAGUCGUUCCGCCUUGAAUUCCCAGCAUCAAACAAUGAAUCUGAGUACGAAGCCCUACUUGCCGGACUACGAUUGGCUAAAGGGCUCGGUGUGCGACAUCUUCACGCUUUCUGCGACUCGCAGCUCGUCGCGAGUCAAUUAAGCGGGGAAUACACGACCAAAAACGAACGAAUGGACGCGUACCUAACAACGACUAAGGCACUCAUCUCGCAGUUUGAGACGUUUGAACUCACCAAAAUCCCUCGCGGCGAGAACUCGUCCGCCGACGCGUUAGCCGCCCUAGCUUCCAGUUCCGACCCGCAUAUGAAGAGAAAAAUCCCGGUCGAGAGUAUCCCAGAACCAAGCAUCAAGACCGCGCUGAAAUGCAAUUUUGCCACCCGACGACGGAACUAUAACGAAAAUCCGGCCUCGUCAAAAACGCAACGCAAGAAUGCCGAGCAGGUUCUUGAGGAUAAUGCCGAACAGACUCUCGAGGACCCAGCCGCCGAUCACGACUUCGAGCACAUAACUGAAGGAAUUCAUAGCCCAUCAACCAGUGAAAACCAGGGGAACGAGUCCGCCGAAGAUUGGACAGCCGAACUGCGAGAAUACCUCCUCAAUGGCAAAGUCCCUGAAGACAAAUGGGCUGCUCGUCAUCUUAAAGUCCGGGCUGCUCACUACACAAUGCAUAAAGAUAAACUGUAUUGUUGGAGCGCAUCCGGAGUACUCUUGGCCUGCGUCUCAGGGAACGAUAUAGUCGAGAUCAUGCGCGAAAUCCACGAAGGAUCCGGUGGUAAUCACUCGGGAGGUCGAUCCCUUGCUCUGAAAAUAAAAAAAGCCAGCUAUUUUUGGCCGACAAUGAACGCGGACUGCGAGAAGUUUGUCAUGAAGUGCGAUAAGUGCCAGCGCCAUGGUCCAAUGAUAAACGUGCCGACCGAGCUGCUGCAAACCAGUACGGCCCCUUACCCUUUCAUGCGGUGGGCUAUGGACAUCGUUGGCCCUUUAUGCCGAUCAACAAGUCAAAAACAUUUCUCGACCCCGCGAUAUCCGCAAGGCAACGGUCAAGCCGAAGCAACCAACAAAACCAUUCUGGACGGCAUAAAGAAGCGUCUUGAGGCUAAGAAAGGCACUUGGGUGGACGAACUCGACGGAGUCUUAUGGUCGCAUCGAACUACUCCCAGACGAUCGACCGGACAAUCCCCCUUCUCCUUAGCAUACGGACUUGAAGCACUCUGUCCGGCAGAAGUCAGCAUCCCAACAUUAAGAUAUUCCGUGCUCCCCGAGAACCCCGACCUCAACGACCAGAUGGUGCUCAACAACCUCGAUAACUUGGAAGAACAGCGAUGCUUAGCUCUCCUCCGAAUCCAGAACUAUCAAAAGCUCGCUGCUCGCUAUUACAACAAGAAAGUACGAGGUCAGCAUUUCGAUGAAGGCGACCUUGUUCUGCGCAAGGUGUUCCACAACACCGAGGAGUUAAACGCCGGCAAGCUGGGAACGAACUGGGAAGGUCCUUAUCAGAUAAUGAGAAUCGUCAAGCCCGGAGUUUACGAACUCAUGCAACUCGACGGAACGCCGAUCCCGCGAUCAUGGAACUCAGACAACCUCAAGCGAUAUUACUACUAA
Eutrema salsugineum is the source of this 2592-nucleotide messenger RNA. RefSeq lists its product as uncharacterized. Bases 1 to 2592 code for a protein of 863 amino acids. The transcript has 3 exons. NCBI's taxonomy places the organism in Eukaryota, Viridiplantae, Streptophyta, Magnoliopsida, Brassicales, Brassicaceae. The record is from RefSeq and is a predicted model, not a curated record. Gene Ontology annotation, molecular function: nucleic acid binding; RNA-DNA hybrid ribonuclease activity.